ACCAUUGCAAAUUCCCCUUUUUCAGUUGUGAGCGGUGGAGAAUUGUUCGAAGUGGAAGACGAUACGUUCGAUGGCGGAACAGCAGAGAACCUAAAAAUUAGGAAAUUGAGAGCAAAAAUCUGAAAUUAUAGUCCAUUUCUAUGGCCAUGUCAAUGUCACUGCGACUUUGUUGCAGACCUUCAAUUUCUGGCAUCAAGAAUAAAAGAGAUUUGUUGGGCUUAGAAUUGGCAGCUUAUCAAUCAAGUAAUCCAAUGGGGAAAUGGUUUAGUGGAGUGAAGAAGUUCAUCCCCUUUGAGGGAUAUGCUAAGUCUGUGAAAACAGCAGCACGAAUAUCAUUUCCAAAGAUCUCAUCAGACUGUACAGAUAAAGAACCUUCAAAUUUUUUGAGUCACAAGAGGAUGGUUCCUUAUUCCGACCCGCCUAGCAUGGAAGAUGUGGAAAGUUUGUAUGAAUUCUUUGAUAGAAGUACCAAGCUUGUUGUAUUGACGGGAGCUGGCAUGAGCACAGAGAGUGGAAUUCCGGAUUACAGAAGCCCAAACGGAGCUUAUAGUACGGGUUUCAAACCAAUUACCCAUCAGGAGUUUCUCCGAUCAAUCAAGGCUCGAAGGCGUUAUUGGGCACGGAGCUAUGCUGGAUGGAGACGUUUCACUGCUGCUCAACCUAGUACAGGUCAUAUAGCUCUAUCAUCUCUUGAGAAAGCAGGCCAUAUAAGUUUUAUGAUCACACAGAAUGUGGACAGGCUGCAUCACCGAGCUGGCAGCAAUCCACUUGAAUUGCAUGGGACUGUCUACAUUGUUGCCUGUACAAAUUGUGGUUUUUCUCUACCUCGAGAUCUAUUUCAAGAUCAAGUGAAGGCUCAUAAUCCCAAGUGGGCAGAAGCUAUUGAAAGUUUGGACUAUGACAGUCGAUCAGACAAGAGCUUUGGAAUGAAACAAAGACCUGAUGGGGAUAUUGAGAUUGAUGAGAAAUUCUGGGAAGAGGAUUUCUACAUUCCUGAAUGUCAGAGCUGCCAAGGAGUUCUGAAACCUGAUGUUGUCUUCUUUGGGGAUAAUGUCCCCAAAUCUAGGGCAGAUGCUGCCAUGGAAGCUGCAAAGGGAUGUGAUGCCUUCCUUGUACUUGGUUCAUCUUUGAUGACCAUGUCCGCUUUCCGGCUUAUCAAAGCUGCGCGUGAGGCAGGUGCUGCUACUGCAAUUAUAAAUAUUGGUGCUACACGAGCUGACGAUAUUGUACCUUUGAAAAUUAGUGCUCGAGUUGGAGAGAUACUUCCAAGAUUGCUCAAUGUUGGAUCAUUAAGUAUCCCUGCUCCCUAGUUCCUGAUUCAGGGAACUGUUAAUUAAUAGCAUCCCAGAUUCUAUUUCAUCAGUUGCUGCAAAUGGAUUGUACACUUGGCCGGAACGUGCUAGUUCGCUGCAUCUCAUGUGUGGUAAAUUCACUAAAUCCAUCCCGAUGUUGUUUGUAAUUCUUUAAAGUGAACUUCUCAAGUACCACACUCACUAUUUAUGUGCGCGUCUGUAUUGUCACACAACUCGACUACUUCGAAUUUCUGAUGAGUGAGUUGAAGCUGAAAUGGCGCAAAAAUACACAGAAUAUUGCUUGGAAAUGAUGAAUUUUAGUAUUGCCUUUUGCAU
Molecule: messenger RNA, 1628 nt
Organism: Solanum verrucosum
Lineage: Eukaryota; Viridiplantae; Streptophyta; Magnoliopsida; Solanales; Solanaceae
Product: NAD-dependent protein deacylase SRT2
Exons: 11
Coding region: 141-1310 (389 amino acids)
Molecular function (GO): NAD+ binding; NAD-dependent protein lysine deacetylase activity
Source: RefSeq, a predicted model, not a curated record